GCAAUGGUCCUGGCGGAGAGUCCUGCUUUCGGAGGGAGACUUUUACACUGUACAAAAGCUAAGGGGAAACACUCGUCGCUGAAAUGAACCAGAGCCCUCAGGCACUCGCCGUGGAUUAAAACGGAAACUUUUACGAUGGCGCUCAACGUGAAAAAGUAGCAACGCAACCCGCCGCCGCCGCCGACGGACCUUCUACUGCAAAGCAACUCCUAGUAGAUGCACGGCCACUGCUGCAAAAUAUGCUCCAGCCGAGCCGCCUAAACCCCGGCUGCAGUAGCAAAUUACCAGUGUUAUAACCAGUUUCGUGACACAUUUCGCCGGCUCCUGUUUGUUUGUUUUUUCCCCCGCUCCUUACCUGUAUUAAGUCCUGCUGUACAAGUGUACAAGACCCACCUGCGAGACAGAAUUAUGGCAGGGAAGCUGACAGCAGCGCAAGGCACAGGAAUACUGCUGGUGACAGCCAACGUUGGAUCUCUCUUCGAAGAUCCGGACAAUCUACAGAAAACAUGGCUGAGGGAGUUUUACCAGACAGUUCAGACACACAAGCCUCACUUCCUGGCCGUGCACUGUCAGGAGGUGGGAGGGAAGAACUACGAGGCGUCCAUGUCACACGUGGAUAGUUUUGUCAAAGAGCUGUUGUCCAGUGAUGCCAUGAGGGAGUACAGCAGAGCCCGCGUCUACCUCGAUGAGAACUACAAAUCCCAGGAGCAUUUCACAGCCCUCGGAAGUUUCUACUUUAUCCACGAGUCUUUGAAAAACAUCCACCAGUUUGACUUCAAAGCCAAGAAAUUCAAGAAGGUUGUGGGGAAGGAAACCUACUCAGAGACACUAGAAAGCACACCCUCACUGGAGAAGGAGAAGUUUCCACAGGACUACUUUCCCGAGUGCAAGUGGUCCAGAAAGGGAUUCAUCAGGACUCGAUGGGCCCUGGCUGACUGUGCCUUUGAUCUGGUCAACAUCCACCUUUUCCAUGAUGCUUCCAACUUGGUGGCCUGGGAGAAAAGCCCCUCCAUCUACUCUGGGACCAGGCAGAAGGCUCUGGGCUACGUUCUAGACAGGAUCACGGACCAGCGGCAUGAGAAGUUGCCAUAUUUUGUCUUUGGGGACUUUAACUUCAGGUUGGACUCGAAGCAGGUCAUUGAGAGUCUCUGCUCCACUGCCACCAUGCAGACGGUCCGAGCCGCCGACACCAACGAAGUUGACAAGCUAAUAUUCCGAGAAAGUGACAAUGACCGAAAGGUUGUUCUUCAACUUGAAAAGAAGCUUUUUAAUUAUGUCAACCAGGACGUUUUCCGGGAAAACAAUGGGACCUCACUUUUAGAGUAUGACAAAGAGCUGUCGGUGUUCAAGGAUCGUCUGCAUGAACUGGAGAUCUCUUUCCCACCGAGUUAUCCGUACAGUGAAGACAGCAGUCAGGGGAAGCAGUACAUGAACACCAGAUGCCCCGCCUGGUGUGACCGGAUCCUCUUGUCUCCCUCUGCCAGAGAACUGGUCUUAAAGCCUGAAAAUGAAGAGAAGUCGAUAGUGUAUGACAACAUCGGGCCCAAUGUCUGCAUGGGGGACCACAAGCCCGUCUUCCUGUCCUUCCGAAUAACAGCGGGGGCAGGUAAACCUAAUGCAAAUAAGCACAAGUGUUGUGUGGUGCAGUGAUGUCGUGGGAAGUGUUGCCAAAGGGGGGAGAAGAUAUUCCGUGAAGCGCCUCUGUGAGAACACUGGAGAAACAAACAGGACACCAACACACACACUCACACACACACACACACAAUCACACACAAGCACACACACACACACACACACACACUUUGCACAAGCGUUACACUGAAGAACCCGGAUAAAGUUUUUCAGCAGUGCUGACCAGUUGCAGUUGUCCUGACACCUCAUCCAUACGGCCGUUUUCUCUCCAUAAAAAAAAAAAAAAACAGAAAAAAGACAAAAAAAAACUUGUUGAGAUGUGGACGAGCGCCCGAGGGCCCGGCUCCAGACAAGACACACAUCGCUGACCUCACUGUUGCCAUGCAACCCCAUUCCCCAGAGAAGAAGAAGAAAAAAAAAAGAAAAAGAAAAGGACGGACAGACGGAUGGACGACUCUUUUCCACGCCACAGCCUCGUUGCCAAAACUCUAAUUGAAAUCAGUCCUACUACAUACUUUUAGACACCGUACUUGCCAUUUUUUAGGUAUGCCUCUCUGUAUAGAAGCUACUUUCCACACAGUAUGUAAGGUGUUUUAAGAAAGUGCAAUGCAAAAAAAAAAAAAAGUUGUAUAUCUAUAUUGUUAGGUUUAUUUGUACAUUGGACAGUAUAAUAACAUAGAGUUGUCGAUGGUUUUAGUGCCGUUCUCUCUUCUGACCAAACUUUGUGGUCCCUUUUGUUGGAAUAGAUUUAUCCGUUUAUUUCAACAAUUUCUAUAUAUAAAUAUAAAUAUAUCCAUUUUUUUUUUUUGUUUUUGAGUUGUUGUGUGCACAACACACUGCCAUGCCUGACACAUCAGUUGAGUCUCAUUUUAUAUACUGUACUUUUUAAAGAGAUAAUUUAUAAUUCUUACCAAAAUGUUUAAAUGCUGAAGUGUGCGGCGGAGAAACAGAGCGACUGUUUGGGAGUUCCUGCAGCCACAGUGACCUUUGAAUAGUCAGGACGUGAUUUAUUGCCUAUCCAAGAAUGUUUUAAGCAGUGCCAUAGACCAUGCAAGUAUAUAAGAUAAUGUUUCAUAUAUAGCACUCUCACAUUAUUUCAUUAUUAUUCUUACUCUAACUUAUUUCUAUAAUAUUAUGGUUCUGAAUGUGAUAUUUUAGAUAGGCUUGGGUAUCCUUAAAAUGUAAACUGUUUUUAGUUUUUGUUUUUUUUUUGUCUUUUUUUUGUUACUGCAUUAUGGUGCCAAGUAUCCUACACAGAAAUGAAGUGUGUAAGAGUUAUAAAAAUACUUAAUAAGUCAGAUGGUAAAGGUUAUUGAUUAUGUCAUGUGUAAAAAAAACAAAAAAAACAAAGACAGAAACUCUAAAUGUGGGGAAAAGAGCAGGAAGACUUGCUUUUUUUUAUUUGUUUUUUCGUGUGUAGCCUCCAGCAGCCUUCAUUGCAAACAAUUUGAGCAUUAAAGAGGCGUUUUCUUUUUAUCGAUUUCAUUUACACUACAGAUUUCAGACUGUGUGAAGCCUGAUUUUUUUUCAUCUAAAUCACAGCAAGUGGAAAUGAUUUUGUGCCUGCAGCAAUUUAUGUUGUCUUGUGUGAUUUGGUUUGUAGGCAAAAAGUUUUAUUUUCUUUUAUUUUUCUUUUAUUUUUUGUAAAAAGCCUGCUUGUUUCUGUUCCUGCUGGUCCUUGUGAGUGUACUGUAGGAGUAUAAGCUGCAGUUUUUUCUUCACUCCAUCUUAUAAAAAGCAGAUAGAGAUUUUAUUCUAGCCCCUUCCUUCCGGACGGCCUGGCCUCUACUGUAGGUGAUGCAGUUCUCAAGCAAUAAAAACCAUUAGAGCUCAA
Messenger RNA from Centropristis striata (black sea bass), 3466 nucleotides. RefSeq names its product inositol polyphosphate-5-phosphatase A (gene inpp5a). Gene Ontology annotation, molecular function: inositol-polyphosphate 5-phosphatase activity. Gene Ontology annotation, biological process: phosphatidylinositol dephosphorylation. The transcript is spliced from 16 exons. The coding region runs from base 409 to 1650 and encodes 413 amino acids. Lineage: Eukaryota; Metazoa; Chordata; Actinopteri; Perciformes; Serranidae. The record is from RefSeq and is a predicted model, not a curated record.